Frankliniella occidentalis (western flower thrips) is the source of this 4106-nucleotide messenger RNA. RefSeq names its product tropomodulin (gene tmod). Gene Ontology annotation, cellular component: myofibril. Gene Ontology annotation, molecular function: tropomyosin binding. The record is from RefSeq and is a predicted model, not a curated record. The coding region runs from base 390 to 1724 and encodes 444 amino acids. Gene Ontology annotation, biological process: pointed-end actin filament capping; myofibril assembly. The transcript is spliced from 11 exons. Lineage: Eukaryota; Metazoa; Arthropoda; Insecta; Thysanoptera; Thripidae.
UGCCCGCCAGUCCAGAGGCGGUGUCGUUCGCGGCACACCGUCUCAGUUUCGCGUCCGCGUCGCGCUUUCCGUCGCGUUCCGCACACGCUUUCGAUUCGCGGUUUCGAGUUUAUUGUCGCUUCCGAAAAAGACUUGUUCACUUUCGCUGCGUCGUUGUUUUAGCUUUCCCUUUUUCCCCUCGUCGCGAAGGGUCUUUUAAUAUUUUUUUCUCGCCCCCCGCGUCGCGCCGAAAAGGCCGCAGCCGCCGUCGUCGGCAUGGCCCCGGACACGAUCGAGCCCAGUGACCGUUGCACGGGAGCAGUGCAUUGAGCAGUUGUGUGUUUGUGUGUGUGUGUGUGCAAGAGGCCGACCGGCCAGGACUAUUGUGCCAGUGCCAGUGACCCCGAGCCAUGGGGAUGGAGUACUUUCAAGAAUGGAAUACCAACCGCGAGACUUCAUCCAGCACCACAACCACCACCAUGACCACCCAAGCCUCCAAGUUAUACGGCAAAGAUUUAUCUGUCUACGAUGAUCUGGAUGUUGAUACAUUGCUGUCUCAACUGAGCCCUGAGGAAAUAUCUCUUCUCGCAAAAGAAGUUGAUCCUGAUGACAACCUACUUCCUCCAUCACAAAGAUGUGGCUACGAAUGUGAUAAGGAACCUACAGGCCCUUUGGACCGUAAAAAACUCAUUGAGCACAUUAAUAAGCAAGCGUUGGAAACUCCUGAUCGACCUGAGGCCAAACCAUUCGUUGCUGGUGUUGUUCGUGGGAAAAAGUGGGUUGCCCCAGAACAAUCACAACAAGAACGAGAUGCAGAAGAGCAAAUUGCCAUUGAUAUGGGUGAUGAGUAUGAACAUGCUCUCAAUGAUGCCACUCAAGAAGAAAUUAUUGAUUUGGCUGCUAUUUUGGGCUUCCACUCCAUGAUGAACCAAGAUCAAUACCAUGCUUCACUUUUGAACAAGGGCCAGCCUAUUGGUCUAGGCUGGGAUGGUAUUACCAAGUCAACACAACCUAAAGCUUAUCCUGCAGAGCCCCCAAAUCUGACAGACAUUGAUAAAACAAUUCGACAAGUUCAGGAGGAUGACCACACACUCACAGAUCUGAACUGGAAUAAUAUAAAGAAUAUUUCUGAUGAGAAAUUUGAAACCCUUUUCGAUGCCUUGCCUGAAAACACGCAUCUUGAGGUUUUGAGUCUUACUAAUACUGGUUUGACUGACCGUGUCGCAUCCAAGUUGGCUGAUGCUUUGGAAAGAAACCAGACUCUUCGGGUAUUGAACAUUGAAACUAACUUUAUCAGUCCACCUGUCGUUGUUAAACUGGUGAAGGCACUGCUCAAAUCACGAACCAUUGAAGAGCUCCGUGCUGCUAAUCAGCGGUCACAAGUAUUGGGCAACAAGAUUGAAAUGGAAAUCACCCAACUCGUUGAAGCAAACCCGUCGCUUCUUCGACUUGGGCUACAUCUUGAGUACAACGAUGCUCGUCACCGUGUUGCAUCUCACCUUCAGCGUAACAUAGAUAGGAGGAGGAGGGAGGCUCAGGAAGUAAGGUGUGCCGCAACAAUCCGACUGCCUCGUGCAUCUCUUAAAAAAAUUGAGGUUCCUGAAUCCAUCUCCUCUCUGUCUCCAUCUCCUUCUCCAUCCCCUCAACCAUUUACUUUGGUGACUGAUGAGGACAAUACAGAGAGUAUUGUCCCCUCAUCUCCAGAACUUUCUCCUUCAACUCCUGCUGAUGAAAAUCCCUUUUAGCCUAUCUGAACCAUUGCUUAGCUAGGUGCUCUGCAGCAUGUCUGCUCUUACAGCUUGUUUGCCGUGUCGUGCACAAACUUCUUUUUCUCAACUUUGUUUUUUUUAAUUGUCUUCUAUUGCUGUUUAGCACCUAUGCUUUCAUUUUUCAUCAACUGACAGGGUUAUGAAAUUCAAAUUCAUUUAAGUCAUGAGGUCUUCAUAUUGUAUCUGAUCUGGUAUAUUAACUACUUUCUCCCUUGUGUGCUCAUUCAUUUAAUGCUUUCUAGGUCUGGCAAAUCUUCGUUAAUAAUCCUUGUUUUGGUAUCAAUUUCUAAGAGAUUGCAGAAUGCAUGGCUAAGGAAUAUCUUUGUAAAAAUUAGAAAUGGACACAAUCAUAAGCUAGUUUUGUUUUAUAUGCUGUUUAGAUUAUGUUUAGUGGUAAACUGAGCAUUUUGAGUCGAAGUAUCAAUGUCAGUUUAACAGUUUCAGUUUCAAGAUUGACAAGAAGGUGUACACACUAUCUGUUGUAUUGGGGAAGUAUGUACACUUAAGUUCAUUUUAGUUACCACAUUUUUCUGAAGUUUUAAUUUUUAGUUUGUUAAAUAUUUGAGGCAUUGUAUGUUAAUUUCUGUCUGGUUGCAUUCAACUUGUGAAUUGCCGUGCAUGAUUAUGUGUAUUGUGUUUUUACAAUCUAGAUCAUGAGACAUUGCAUGUAGCUUUCUAGCUUAGCUUAUUUUGGCCUUCUCCUCUUCUCUCCUUACUCUUUUGGACCUUAUUUCAACCAACAGAAACCUACUGUAAUGUAGGUUUUCCUGCACCAGACGACCUCCAACUCCUGCACGAGUAUUACCUCCUGCAGGUUCUAUUGUGGCGCUGGAGUGAAUCACCAUGUACGUCAAUCUCGAGUGGGAGUAUCCAGCUCAUAGCCAGAUGACCAAACAUUUAAUAGCUGGACGCUUGCGCCGCAUGGGUCACUUCUCUGCAAGUCAAACUGUAGGAUAUAUGAGAGACAAAAAAUUUUAGGAUGCUACAGCUGCAGUCACCAGCAUGGCCUAAGUUAAAAGACAAAAAAUGUAUCUCAAACCAAAACCAGAUGGUUUGAGAGGUUGCUUGUUAUCAGCUGAAUGUACCUAAAGCAAAAUUUUAAAUAUUUGAAAUGAAAUAUUAUGGCACUUUCUGUUUUGGUAGGGCAAUCAGUUUAUGUAGUGCUUCAUUGUUCAUACUUCUGAUUUAAUUUUAAGAACUCAAUUCUCAUUCAAACCAAGGAAAAAAAACACAUUAAAAGACACAUUAUGAAGGUGAAACCCCAAUUAUUGUGCAAUGUUACCAUCUUGUUUCUGCCUUUCCUUUCACCCUUGUUUACUAUUUUUGAGAUAGCCUAUUUUAUUUUCUUUGUUGUCAGCACAUGAUGGGACAGCAUUGUAGAGAGAAAAAGAGAGAACGCUUGUUAUAUUAGGUGAAUGAUUAGUGUGACUGUGGAUGAGUGUUUGUUUGUGUGUGUGAGAGAAAGCAGCAGUGAUUCUUUGUUCCCACCUAUCCUCUGAACUUUGGUGCCUGGGAUGUACUCAGUUCCCUUAUAUUUAGUUGUUAAUGUGGAAUGCUCAGACCCAGUAUGUCCUUUUUCUUUAUUAGUUUAUCUUUGACUGAGUUGAAUCUUUUCACUACAAAUCAGGAAGUGUGAAAGAUAACAGUAUUUUGUGUCAAGGUUGUAAGUUUCCUGUUUUUAGUCCUCUGUGUAUUUUAAAUAUGCAUGAUUGUCACUGUGAGGGUUUUUUGUCAUCUUUGCUUUGGCCUUGUAAAUACUUUAUAAAUAUGUUCUUCAAUGUUUUAUAAGCUUCUGGCAUAUGUUUGUCAGAACUUACUGCCAAGUUUUUUCAUCAUAGUACUAUACCAAUACACUACUCUUAUAGAUUGGUGGCCAUUUUGAGUUGUGUUUGCAUUGAAGAGAAGACUCAAAGAGAAGCACUGUAUGUUUUGUCUUUAAAAAAAGGAUAAAGUAUGUUGAGUCUUUCAAUGUUUUAACAUUUUAUUGUGAUAAUUCAAAGUCAAAAUCAAGACUCAUACAUGUGUAUGAUCUACCCAAAUCAAUAACCAAAAAGAAUCUUUACGAGCUAUGUAAUUAGGGAAAACAGAGAUUUUAUGCUAAGAUUUAUGAAUUGACUUUCAACUACAUUAUUUUAUGUACUUUUAUUUUCUUUUGGAAAUUUUAUUAAAGUUAUAGAAAUUAAUAUAGCAAUUGCAUAAAUGGAUAUCUUUAGCUAGCCUUUCAACAGCAAAGAGCACUGCAGAAAAUUUUCUUUAUUUUCAGUGGCUUUCCGUGUGUCUUCAUCAGUCUGAUAAUAUUGUAACUGUCCUUGAUAAGAAUUAGUUUGUAAACUGUGUAUAAUACAUUCAUACAAAUUA